Molecule: messenger RNA, 1970 nt
Organism: Pelobates fuscus (common spadefoot toad)
Lineage: Eukaryota; Metazoa; Chordata; Amphibia; Anura; Pelobatidae
Gene: AKAP5
Product: A-kinase anchoring protein 5
Exons: 2
Coding region: 37-1632 (531 amino acids)
Biological process (GO): positive regulation of adenylate cyclase activity
Cellular component (GO): excitatory synapse; dendritic spine; postsynaptic density
Molecular function (GO): glutamate receptor binding; protein kinase A regulatory subunit binding; calmodulin binding
Source: RefSeq, a predicted model, not a curated record
AAGUGCCUACGUUGGCAUCCUCACAAAUUUAUUCAAAUGUCAGAAUGCAAAAGAGAUUCUUCGGACACUGUAGAAGACAAAGAAUUACAUGAAGCUCAAUGUGUAAGAGACAAGAGUCAUAAUAAUGAGGUUAUAAAAUCCCUUCGCGGAUAUUCAGCCAUGAUGUUCAACAGAAAAGGUAAACACAAAAGAAAGAAGAGCAGAAGCAGUCUGCGAAAUCUCUCCAUAGAGUUCAAAGAAAACGAGAAGUUACCACUGGCAGUGGGUGCAAUUACCAAGAAGUGUGAAGUUUUAGGGUUUGAGGAGGUUUCCAAUGAAUUUACUUGCACAUCGUCGAUUACAGACUCCUAUCAGCGAAACGCUAAUAGAGAAUCCAGGUACUCCUUCCGAAAAUUGGAUGAUGGAACCUUUGCCAUAGAGAGGAAGAGCUCACAUGAACUUAAUCCAGAAAAGUCUGACCUUAAAAACACAAAACGGUCUAAAAAGAUGAGUCAACAGAAAGGACGUUAUGCAUGUACACCCAAUAAAAACUGCUUUAAAAAAAGAAGCAAGACUCAUAGAAAUAGUUCAGAUUCAAAUGACGAUAAACCUAUGUCUAAAAGCUGCACAUCUGAAAAUGAUGGAGAGGGGGAAUGUCCACAGCACGAUGAGUCAAAGUGCAAAACAUGGGCAAGUUUUAAAAAGAUGGUAACAAGGAGAAAAAAAAUGCAUUCUUCCUUAAAAACACAGUCCCACCAGAACUGUCCGCACCCUGAAGCCAACACAAGGAAAAAUUGCAGUCAAUGUGCUUCAAACAAUAAAGGGUUCUCCAAACUAAAGAUUCCAUGCAUGACAUUUUACAGAGGAAAGAAGCCUUCAGAUAGCAUCAGUUCAGCUGAAGAAACAUCUUGUGUUGCAAAACCCUCAAACAUGCAGACAGAAGAGCCAGGAUCUGACUGUGAAAGAAGUGAUAAAGCUUUGGCAAUCAAAUAUAAGUUACAAAGGUCUCUAGAUGCGGAAAAUGGGGAAAUCGUCAGCGAUGUUGUUCAAUGUCCAUGUAAUUCGACAGUAGAAUUGCAGCCUUUACCUAAACAGAAGAAGAGCAUGGAUGAACUUACAGUAAACUCAGAUCUAACACCUGUAGAUAAAGCAGCCAAGGAGAAAAAUGCAUCUAAUGGGGAUUAUGGUGGUAAUUCGGAAGAAAGAGAAAUGGAUCAUCCUUUAGAUGAUCUCAAAGAAGAUUCUAAAGUGAACAUUAACUCUACAGAGGAACAAAUGCUACAUGGUUGUAUGAUAAAAUGUUAUGUAGGUGAAAAACAAAGUCAAGAUACGGUCACUUCUGUACCAAAAGCAGAUGUAUCUCAUGAGGAUAAUCAUAUUCAACCAAUCACAGAAUGCAAGAACAUGGAAAAUACAGAGGUUGCUCAUCUCAGCAAUCUGAUUUACAGCAAAGAUGGGUUAAAUAAUGUCUCUUUGACCAAUGACCUCUCAAAUCACAGUAUUGUAAUCUCAGAUCAGUAUGAGAUUAUGCUAAUGACAACGGCCACUUCUCUCGUGAAUAAGGUUAUUCAGUCAUCCAUUCAGCAGCUAGUGGAUGAAGGAGCUUUUCUCAACCACGCACCGAGCAAGCUCUUACCAAGACCCUUGUUCUGAGGAUCAAAGGUGUAAUCGAUGGAGCGAAGCCAUGCCAGCACCAUGUGUGGUGUCCGAAAUAUUGCUGCUUCUUGUGUUGUGCUUAAUGGGGCAGAACGACUAGUAUUGGCCAUUCAGUAAAUCCAUUGAAUCUCUGAUCCCCAGCAAUCUUUUACAGACAUGCAGGAUAGACACCGUGCUCGUAAAGCAAGUAGAAUUUAUAAACUCUAAAAAUGGAUAAAAACUCAGUGGUUCGACCUUUAACUAGUCAAAGCUCAUGUUUCAUAUAUGUUUUAUCUCACUUGUGCCAUUACAGAGGGUUUUAUAAUUUUGGGGGGGUCAAUCGUUUUAUAUGAAGU